CGAUUGCAAAGAGGUCGGACCGUGGAUAGACCUGCUGAAUUAUUUUAGGCCGCGAAUAUUGCUACUUGCUAAGAUUAUUAAUGCAGAAGCACCUCCAGGAGAUUCCGGACCAGAGUAGCAACGUUACCACCAGCUUCACAUGGGGCUGGGACUCCAGCAAGACCUCUGAGCUGUUGUCAGGCAUGGGGGUCUCCGCCCUUGAGAAGGAGGAGGUGGACAGUGAGAACAUCCCCCAGGAACUGCUCUCAAACCUGGGCCACUCGCAGAGCCCCCCACGGAAAAGGCUGAAGAGCAAAGAAAAUGAUAAAGAUUUUGUGAUCAUCCGCAGGCCUAGGCUCAAUCGAGAGAACUUUCCAGGUGUUUCCUGGGACUCCCUCCCGGAUGAGCUUCUCCUGGGGAUCUUUUCCUGUCUGUGCCUCCCCGAGUUGCUGAGAGUCUCCAGUGUCUGUAGGAGAUGGUACUGCCUGGCGUUUGAUGAGUCUCUUUGGCAGACUCUAGACCUCUCAGGUAGAAAUCUACACCCAGAUGUGAUUGGUCGCUUGCUGUCUCGAGGCGUGGUUGCCUUCCGCUGCUCACGAUCCUUCAUGGACCAACCACUGGUUGAACAUUUCAGCCCUUUCCGCGUACAGCACAUGGACCUGUCAAACUCUGUUAUAAAUGUGAAUACCCUCCACGGCAUUCUGGCUCAUUGCGCCAAGCUGCAGAAUCUAAGCCUGGAAGGCCUACAGCUUUCAGAUCCCAUUGUCAAUAAUCUUGCACAGAACUCAAAUUUAGUGCGACUAAACCUUUGUGGGUGUUCUGGAUUUUCGGAAUCUGCCCUGAAGACUUUGCUAAGCAGCUGUUCCAGACUGGAUGAGCUGAACCUGUCCUGGUGUUUUGAUUUCACUGAGAAGCAUGUGCAAGUGGCUGUCACACAUGUGUCAGAAACAAUCACCCAGCUAAAUCUCAGUGGCUAUAGGAAGAAUCUCCAGAAGUCAGAUGUCUGUACCUUAAUUAGAAGAUGCCCCAACCUUGUCCAUCUAGAUUUAAGUGAUAGUAUCAUGCUGAAGAACGACUGCUUUCCAGAAUUUUUCCAGCUCAACUACCUCCAACACUUAUCACUCAGUCGGUGCUACGAUAUAAUACCUGAAACGCUACUUGAACUUGGAGAAAUCCCUACACUGAAAACACUACAAGUUUUUGGAAUCGUGCCAGACGGUACCCUUCAACUGUUAAGGGAAGCCCUUCCUCAUCUGCAGAUUAAUUGCUCCUAUUUCACCACCAUUGCCAGGCCAACUGUUGGCAACAAAAAGAACCAGGAGAUAUGGGGCAUCAAAUGCCGCCUGACGCUGCAAAAGCCCAGUUGUCUAUGAGGUACUUGCUGCAGGAUAGUGUUUUCUCUCCCUUUGGAGUGGGGGAAGCAGGGAGGAAGCCCAACUGCUGGACACUUGGCUAGUUUUGUUACUGAUUUCCCUGUAGCCUUUAUCCUGCAAGUAUUUUAGGGAAGCAUUUAAGAGAAAAAACUAUGAGGUGUUGCUUUUUAAAAAUGACUUUAAAAGAUUCUGUCAAUGCUGGGCCCUUAAGAGUCUUUGGAGAUUUUAGGAGAAGAAGCCUAUAAUUUCCAGAUGACUUUUUAAAGAUCAGAACUUGAACCACCUUUCAAGUGCCCUUUUGAUUAAGUCUAUUUCCAAUCAAGCUUAAAAAAUUACCACAGGCUCAUAGUCGUCACAGCCUAUGUGGUAACUUUUAUGCAUUUAAUUUUCCAGUAUUGUUUUUUAAGACACGGCUUAUAAGAACAUUAAGCUAUGUUUGUGCUGUGAGCUUAACGGUCACAGAAUAGUGUUUGAGGUAAUCGUUUCUGGGGGUUAGUGCAUUUCAGUUUUAUCUUUAUUUUUAAAAUCAGUUUAUCGGACAACCCCAAGUAAUUCACCAUAACCCCUCAAUAAAAAGAAAGAAACAAAGGUGAUUGGAGGUUUAAAAUUGGUAUAGGAUUUGAAGGCUCAGGAGGCAAUUUUCUAUGCCAGGUUAAUCUGAAGACUCCUUUAAUGUUCAUUAAUGUACUGUGUUCUCAGAAUUUCGAAUUAGGUAAAGAAAUUUUGUGGUUUUCUAACUUUAUAAUCGAAUUAUAUUAUUAUGGGUUGUGUAGCUUUUUAAAAUGGCUUGCUUUUAGAAAGGAUAUUAUCGUAAUCAGUUUAUUAUUGAAAAGUUGGAUGAAGAAUUCUGAACUGAUACUGCCUGUUUUCCUUUAGUGCUGACGUUAUUUUUAUAUUACUCUGGAAUCAAGUAUUUUAAAUUGUCUGUUUUAAUGGUCUCUCAGAAUAACUGUUUGAAACUACCCACUUUAUAAGGUUACUGGACCUACAAACAGCGUAUUAAGUCUGAAAUGCACUAGAAGCAGGUGUUCCCUGCAGUGCACUUGGCCACUACUUACAUCUUAUAGAGUUUAGUCACAUUGAAACUUUUGAUGGCACGAGUGAUUUUUUUAGAAAACCUAGUACAUAGAAGCAAAGAGUUAAAUUUUUAAAAAAUCACCAAAAUAUAAAUAAAUAAACCUAGUUCUAAGUUGAUGACGUAUUUUCACAACGCAACAAAAAAGCCAAAACCCAUCAUCUUUUCUACGAACCACUUAAGUUUACCCCGAGCAUCACUCGGGCAGCAUAUAUGUUUACAUACCAUCCCGAGUUUCACUCGAGCUGUAUUGAAUACCUAUAAAAUCGUCAUUCUUUUAUUUCCUGUUACAUUAUCUUAUAAAAUUAAUGAAAAAAUGCAAUUUUUGGUCAUCCUGUUUAUAAAUAAUU
Messenger RNA from Chinchilla lanigera (long-tailed chinchilla), 2777 nucleotides. It is a transcript of the gene Skp2, whose product is annotated as S-phase kinase-associated protein 2, E3 ubiquitin protein ligase. Bases 81 to 1352 code for a protein of 423 amino acids. NCBI's taxonomy places the organism in Eukaryota, Metazoa, Chordata, Mammalia, Rodentia, Chinchillidae. The transcript is spliced from 10 exons. The record is from RefSeq and is a predicted model, not a curated record. Gene Ontology annotation, molecular function: protein binding.